Stomoxys calcitrans (stable fly) is the source of this 2576-nucleotide messenger RNA. RefSeq lists its product as uncharacterized. Bases 877 to 2409 code for a protein of 510 amino acids. Gene Ontology annotation, cellular component: membrane. NCBI's taxonomy places the organism in Eukaryota, Metazoa, Arthropoda, Insecta, Diptera, Muscidae. The transcript has 5 exons. Gene Ontology annotation, molecular function: G protein-coupled peptide receptor activity. Gene Ontology annotation, biological process: G protein-coupled receptor signaling pathway. The record is from RefSeq and is a predicted model, not a curated record.
CAAAGGAAGUAAAAUCAUAGUGAGCGGAAAAUUUCUGAAAUGUGUUAAAAGGCAAAAGGAAAGCAGCAUACGUUAAAGAAUUUCAAAAAAACGUAAAAGUACUCAGUUUUAUGGAUUAUUAAACAUAUGCGAGAAAAAAAUAGGAAAAAAAAAUGGAAAAUUAAACAAAGUUGAAAAUUCAAAAUUUUACUUUAAUUAACAAAAAUCUAGAAAAAGUAUUAAAAUCAAAAAAAAAAAAAUAUUAAAAUAAACAAAGAUAUUCCUCGUUAAUAUCUUAAAAGUUUUUGAACCACAAAAUCUAGAAAAAGUUAAUGGAAAAAAAUAUUAAAAUAAACAAAAAAAAAAUAUUCUUCAUUAAUGUGACAAAAGCUUUUGAACCACAUUUAAUCAAAGAAAUCAAUGUAAACAGUUCCCUAUUAAAUAUUAUGAAUAAAGGCCCCACAAUAUGCCUUGACUUUGUAUAAAAACAAGAGUGUGUGUUACCAGUAAAAGAAAAAGAUUAAAUCCCUAACUAUGAAAGUCAAAAGUCCGAAAGCCCUAACUUAAUGCGUUUUAAAGUUCAUAAUUGAGAAAAAUUUGUCUUGUGUUCCACUUCUCCUCCCCCCGUACAUUUAACCAACGUGUGCGGUGCAAAGGCCUUUUUCCCAACAAAUAAUUAAUCAUACUGGGGUUUAACUGCUUCUGUUCCUGACUGACUAGAUCCCCAAUUGGUAAUUCAUGUACACGCAUGAGAUGUGAUAGCGUUUAGGAUUUGCUGGCAAUAUUUCAGGAUCAACACAUUGACAUCUUUCGGCUGUGUGCAUGUGUGUGUGUGUGCGAGAAAGAGAGACAUCCUUUAAUUGCUUUAAGGAUUCCCCAAAUUCUUGCUAAAUAAUAAUGGCGUCUAACGAAACCGGUCCGCUUUACUGCGGAGAGAGCAUAAACAAUUUUCAUACCAAUUACAAGAAUGUACAUGGCUAUAUUUCUUUGAUUGUUUGCAUUUUGGGAACCAUAGCCAAUACUCUGAACAUCAUUGUACUGUCACGCCGGGAAAUGCGUUCGCCCACAAAUGCCAUUCUAACUGGACUUGCUGUGGCAGAUUUGGCCGUUAUGCUCGAGUACAUACCCUAUACAAUACACGACUACAUACUAGUGGAUCAUCUGACGCUGGAGCAGAAACUCAGCUAUUCCUGGGCCUGCUUUAUCAAAUUCCACUCGAUAUUUGGCCAAGUGCUGCACACCAUAUCCAUUUGGCUGACAGUGACAUUGGCAGUGUGGCGCUACAUAGCAGUGGGCUAUCCGCAGAAGAAUCGCCAGUGGUGUGACAUGCGAACUACCAUUAUUACGAUUACAUCGGCAUAUGUGGUCUGUGUGCUGGUGGUUUCGCCCUCCAUGUACCUGGUGACCUCCAUAGCAGAGUUUCGGGAUACAAUACAUGCCGAUGGCAGGGUGACCAUUGAACCCCUCACUCAAUAUGUGAUUGAUUAUCAGCACAUGGACAGGGCAGCAGCAUCGUUGACUUCAGAGGAAGCGGUAUCGGCCAAUGACACUAAUUACCCGCAAAGCUCGUUGCAAAAUGCAACUGCCAAUGAAAUAAUGCUGCUAACAAUGGCAGUGAAUUCCACCUAUACGAAUGCCAACAUCUACACGACUGCCUAUCCUCCAACUGCUGUAUCUGAUGUGGCCAUCACCACUGCAACCGCUGAGGUCACUCGCACUGUCAUCACCUAUCGAUUGUAUCACAGUGAGCUGGCAUUGCACAACAAAACACUGCAGUACACCACGUUCCUCAUCUACAGUGUGGUCAUUAAAUUGAUACCUUGCAUUGCUCUGACCAUCCUCUCGAUACGUCUGAUAAUGGCCUUGCUGGAGGCCAAACGGCGACGCAAAAUGCUCACCAGUAAUGCUGCCAAAGGCCUAAAGCCCACCAUCAAUGGCAAGGCGGGCAAGGAGACUGAGACGCCACCUCAGAAGCAGCGUAAAAACAGCAAAACAUUGGAGAAGGAAAAGCAAACGGACAGAACGACUCGCAUGCUGUUGGCCGUGUUAUUGCUUUUUCUAAUUACCGAGUUUCCUCAGGGUAUACUGGGUCUGCUCAAUACCAUAUUGGGAGAUCCCUUCUACAUGCAGUGCUAUUUGAAAUUGAGUGAUCUUAUGGAUAUUCUGGCUUUAAUCAACUCGAGCAUCAACUUCAUACUCUACUGCUCAAUGAGUCGACAAUUUCGCACAACAUUCGCACUGCUGUUUCGACCAAAGUUCUUGGAUCGAUGGCUGCCAGUGGCUCAAGAUGAGGAUGCUGUGCCCGCAUCACAUCGAGUGGGUCGACAAGUGAGCCGGGGAGCCACGAAUGGCGUUAAACGCGAUGCAGUCAGCAGAAGUUGUGUGGUUGAUCAAAAUCAAAUGACCACCACACAGGUAACAAAUGUGUAGCAAAAGGCUAAAACGCAAUUACCAAAAACUCCGGAGGCACUGCCAAUUCCGGAAGUGGAAGCUACCAGCAUGUUGGUAGAGGAAAACCAUGAAGCUGAAAUAGAAGUUAGCAUAGGUCAGUUAAUUGAUAAGACUAAUAGUAUGACUAUUGUUGAUAAUACCAAGUG